This is a messenger RNA of Truncatella angustata, 1114 nucleotides long. RefSeq lists its product as uncharacterized. The transcript has 4 exons. Bases 1 to 729 code for a protein of 242 amino acids. NCBI's taxonomy places the organism in Eukaryota, Fungi, Ascomycota, Sordariomycetes, Amphisphaeriales, Sporocadaceae. The record is from RefSeq and is a predicted model, not a curated record.
AUGUCAGGGACAUGGCGUAAUGAGGACCAAAGAAUCGUGACCACCCGACAUUUGAAUGCCGACGACUUUGAGACAGCUUCGAUCCGCUCCGCAGCUCCGUCAUAUGUCUCCGAGGCGCCGUCCUAUCAUUCAACCCUGCCGCCAAACGAGACCCUGCCCUCCUAUGCUCAGGCCCGGGCGGAUGCUCCACCACGCACUGGCACAACGACUCCGACAAACUCCUCUAACCCACGAUCGAUGGUCCCGCCAGCCGGUGGUAGUAGUACAAUGCUUUACGGACCUGGCUUGCCCCCAGUCCGUGAUCUGCCUCCGCGCACCCAGAUGCCCCAGCUCGAAGGGUUCCGCAUCCCCUCAUGGUCAACGACGCACUCGAACCCGAAUGCGCGACACUACCAGAAUGUUGCACAGCGAAGGGCUUCUCGUGCUCGGAACAAUGACUCGCAAAUGCAAGAAACUUUGAGAUCCGCGCUGAGUCGUUUAAAUGAGGUAGAAGAUGAGCGCGAACGCGCCCGUGUCCGGCCUUUGGAGGAUCCCUAUCUCGUUGGUGAAGAGGCCGCCUCAAGGGCUAGGAGGGAGCGACUUGCACGCGAAAAUGGGGACGAUAUUCUCAUCCUGGAGGAUCGGAGAUGGGAUUGGUUCCUGGGUCAAAUGAAAGACUGGGAUGAGCGACGGGAGAGCUGGCAGCAAUUUGAGAGCCGCCGCACCCGCCGCAGCCGCUGGGGAUUCUAGGCGUCCUUUCCUGAUGACCAGAUAACGAAGAAGCCCAACGGUUUGGUGAUCAACAUUUAGACUUGCUUUCUUGUUCACUCACUACAGUAUGUCCUGCUUGCAGGGCCUUGCUCGAUAUUCGUCAGGUUGGGUGAUUUACAUUUUCGGGCGUUAUGGUAUCGGUCGUGUCAAGGGUUUGGGAGUUUCAAGGAUGAAACAGACUUUGCAACAUGCAUCUCCCCCCUUUUCAUGUUUAUGAUGGACGAUGAAAUGAACAGGUUUAUGAAGGAUGAACUCCGGCGUCACCUUCCAACGCCGCUCAACAUUGGGAGACCAAUCUUUGAGAAAGAUAACUGAGUAUUCGGUGGGCCGACUAUUGAUUGACCAAAUUGAAUAAGUUUAAGAG